CUGCAUGGCGUAUCCUGCGCGCAUUACCUUGCCAUCCUGCGUGCAUUACCUUGCCAUCCUGCGUGCAUUACCUUGCCACCCUCUCUCAUGGACUCACCACCGCCCAGCCAGAACCGCGCAAAGACCCUCCAACCUGUUCUCCCCACAAUCCUUCCCCUUGCAGCCACAUGCACUCCUUCCACUUUUCCUCCGGCCUUGCGUCACACCCCGCAGAACGGCCCACGUGCGCCACAGCCCCACACCGGGGAAGCACCAGCCACAUACCACACACCAACACACCAGCGCAGCGGGACAUGACGACGGCGCACGUUAUGCCAGUCGUCUUUCCCGACGUGACGCAGGAAAGUGCCUCCGACUCUGCGGAAAUGGA
Molecule: messenger RNA, 370 nt
Organism: Didymella exigua CBS 183.55
Lineage: Eukaryota; Fungi; Ascomycota; Dothideomycetes; Pleosporales; Didymellaceae
Exons: 1
Coding region: 88-297 (69 amino acids)
Source: RefSeq, a predicted model, not a curated record